CGUUUGCUGCGUCAACCUGAGAGCUGCAGGACACAGCAACAUUGGAGUCUCCCUGCAGUGUGAGCUCAGGACAAGAGUCCGAAAGAGGAGAGGGAGAGGAGAUUCAUUGCAGGACAUUUAACCUAGCCGGAGAGUUGAACCGCAGAAUAGUAAUCUUCCGUUCUCAGGCGUAAUCCCUUAGUGUUCACCAGGAUGAAAGAGCCUCUGGUCUUUGUCAAAACGUUCUUUGUGAUCAUCAUCCUGUUGUCUUCGCUCACGGUGUCCUCGCUACCCACUGACACCAACCAAGGCAGAAAGAAAGUGGUGCAUGUUCUUGAGGACGACACCGGCGCAGUGAUAGUGCAGACAGCGCCGGGCAAAGUGGUGACGCACCGUGGCGGCUCCAUCACUCUUCCCUGUCGCUUCCAUCAUGAGCCAGAGGACACAGACCCUGAGCGCAUUAGGAUAAAGUGGACCAAGGUGACUGACUCCCUUCAGUUUGAAGACGUCUUCGUGGCACUCGGAAGGCAGCAGCGUGUGUUCGGAGUCUACAAAGGACGUGUGUUUCCGGCGUAUUCAGGAGCCAAUGAUGCUUCGGUGAUAAUUCAGAAUGUCACUCUUGAUGACUAUGGACGCUAUGAGUGUGAGGUCACCAAUGACAUGGAGGACGACACAGGCAUUGUCAACCUUGACCUGGAGGGUGUGGUUUUCCCCUACUAUCCCAGCGAGGGACGGUACAAGCUCAACUACCACCAGGCGGAAGACGCCUGCAAACAGCAGGAUGCCAUCUUGGCGUCUCACUCCCAGCUGCACAAGGCCUGGUUAGAAGGACUGGACUGGUGCAAUGCUGGCUGGCUGGAGGAUGGUUCCGUCCAGUACCCCAUCUCUCACCCCAGAGAGCAAUGUGGCCGCAGGGACACCCCCGCUGGUGUCCGUAACUAUGGCUACCGUCACAAAGAAGAUGAGCACUAUGAUGCUUUCUGCUUCACUUCCAAGCUAAGUGGUAGAGUCUACUACCUGAAGAGAUUCAAGAAGGUAAACUAUGCUGAGGCAACCAAGGUCUGCACUCGGGAUGGCUCCGUGGUGGCUAAAGUGGGUCAACUAUAUGCGGCCUGGAAGUUCCAGUUGCUGGAUCGAUGUGAAGCUGGCUGGCUGGAGGACGGCAGCAUUCGUUAUCCCAUUGUAAAUCCGCGGUCCCGCUGUGGAGGAUCACAUCCAGGCGUCCGGCACCUGGGCUUCCCUGAUAAGAAGUUCCGUCUCUACGGCGUGUACUGCUUCCGCCAGACCAACAACGAAGCAGCAGGUGCUGUUGACAUGACAAAUAGUCCAACGGAUGGCGCUAAAGGAAGGUGGAACCGAAGCAGCAGUUCACUGAAUGCGACGCUGGUUAUUUAAAGAGUACCCAGAAACCAUCCAUCGCUUUUAAAUUAUAAACCCCCGCGACAAGAUGAAAAAGGGAGUCAGGUCGGGCAGAAUUAAGGCUGACAUCUUUAUUAGAGCGAGUUUGUCUUCAGCCAGCGAGUCAUCUUAAAGAAAGAGCAAGGACUCAUCUGUCACUUGGAGACUGGGAGAUUAAAACAUCAGUUUGAUCAUCACUCAAUUCACACAGUCUGUCAUCAAUAUUUGGUGGGGAAUCCAAUUCCCCCGUCAGCCUGAGCCUCCGCUCUGGCACCAGACACUUUCAGAGCAGGAAGAAUCUGCUUGACUCUGGAGUAAACCCAACAAUUCCUGUAAAUCCAGAUCAGUACUGGGACUAAUUGCUUGUGUGAGGUUGCUGUGCCUGUUCAGCAGCCCUCUAGCUGAGUGCUACGCUCUCAUUUAUGGAGACUCUGCAACACCUUGGAAGACAUUUUCAGAUGAAUUUGAGAAAGUUGAGGUUUGAAAAAUGACUGAGGAACCACUCAUUUGUAGUCGGUCCCAUUCCAUCAGAUGACACAGGUAUGUGAAUGUCAAGUCAGUGUCAACAAUGUCAUGUCA
Molecule: messenger RNA, 1956 nt
Organism: Synchiropus splendidus (mandarinfish)
Lineage: Eukaryota; Metazoa; Chordata; Actinopteri; Syngnathiformes; Callionymidae
Gene: hapln4
Product: hyaluronan and proteoglycan link protein 4
Exons: 7
Coding region: 193-1374 (393 amino acids)
Biological process (GO): cell adhesion
Molecular function (GO): hyaluronic acid binding
Source: RefSeq, a predicted model, not a curated record